Messenger RNA from Amyelois transitella, 1742 nucleotides. RefSeq names its product glycylpeptide N-tetradecanoyltransferase 2 (gene Nmt). Gene Ontology annotation, biological process: N-terminal peptidyl-glycine N-myristoylation. Gene Ontology annotation, cellular component: cytoplasm. Bases 158 to 1567 code for a protein of 469 amino acids. Lineage: Eukaryota; Metazoa; Arthropoda; Insecta; Lepidoptera; Pyralidae. The transcript has a single exon. Gene Ontology annotation, molecular function: glycylpeptide N-tetradecanoyltransferase activity. The record is from RefSeq and is a predicted model, not a curated record.
AAUGACAAUUUUGUUUGACAGGCAUGGUGUGGUGUGGGGGCAUGGCGUAGGUAGGGCAAUGAAAUAAUCAGUCAGUGUCUUACCUAGUUGGUAAUUUUAGUCGGGAUUUUUUGGGUUUCUAUUCACCACUGAAAUUUUUUUAUAGUAUAUAUUUUCAAUGGAGGAAAGUAACACGGCCCAAUCUAAUGAAUAUCAAAGGGAUAACGAGGACAAACAUGGAAAGAAAAAGGGCAAAAACAAGAAAAAGCGCAGCGGUGGCGACGGCGACCACGGGGUUUCUGGAACUUCCGAUAGCUUAACUUCUAAUGCAGGUGACGUUCAUCAGAAUAUAUCCCUAAAGGAUUUGAAGAUGGCUAUGGAAGUUUUAAAUUUUCAACAAAAACCAGCGAAGACUACGGAGGAAGCUUUACACAAAUCUUAUCAAUUUUGGUCAACCCAACCUGUACCGAAAAUGGAUGAAAAAAUUGUUUCCAACGAACCUAUAGAACCACCAAAAGCUCCUGAAGAUAUUAGGGCUGAACCAUAUACUUUGCCUGAUGGUUUCCGAUGGGACACUCUUAACCUAAAUGAACCCCUUGUACUCAAAGAACUUUAUACAUUGCUCAAUGAGAAUUAUGUUGAAGAUGAUGAUUGUAUGUUUCGAUUUGACUACCAAACAGAUUUUCUCAAGUGGGCUCUCCAGCCUCCUGGAUGGAGAAUGGAAUGGCACUGUGGAGUGCGUGUUGUGAAAUCAGGAAGACUGGUUGGAUUUAUAUCUGCUACCCCUGCUGAAUUGAGAAUAUAUGACCAUGUACAAACUGUAGUAGAAAUCAAUUUCUUAUGUGUUCAUAAAAAGCUUCGCUCCAAGAGAGUAGCUCCAGUGCUCAUCAGGGAAAUUACUCGGAGAGUUAAUUUAACUGGAAUAUUUCAAGGAGUAUAUACUGCGGGUAUUGUGCUACCUAAGCCAGUGGCAACAUGUCGUUAUUGGCACAGAUCUCUUAAUCCAAAGAAACUGAUUGACAUCAAAUUUAGUCACUUAUCCAGAAACAUGACUAUGCAAAGAACUCUCAAAUUGUAUAAACUCCCUGAUGUGCCCAAGACUCCAGGAUUCCGAAAGAUGGAAGUUCAGGAUUGUGAAAAAGUGGUAAAAUUAUUAAAUGAGUACAUGAAAAAGUUUGAUUUGGCACCUGUUUUUUCAGAGGAAGGUUUCAAACAUUGGUUUAUUCCCCAAUCUGGUAUUAUUGAUAGCUUUGUUGUUGAAGCUCUUGAUGGUUCAAUCACUGAUUUUGUGAGUUACUAUACAUUACCAUCAACAGUUGUAUAUCACCCAACUCACAAAACCCUCAAGGCUGCAUAUUCAUUUUACAAUGUCUCUACCAAAACUGCUUGGACUGAAUUAAUGCUUGAUGCUUUGAUUACUGCAAAAAAUUCAGGAUUUGAUGUAUUUAAUGCCUUGGAUUUGAUGGAUAACAAAGAAUUUUUAGAACCAUUAAAAUUUGGUAUUGGUGAUGGAAACUUGCAAUACUAUUUGUAUAAUUGGAGAUGUCCAACUAUGACACCAAAUAAAAUUGGCCUAGUGCUUCAGUGACUUUUUGUUUAAUGGAAUGUUGAUAAACAUUUUGUAUAAGGUAGAACCAAGGGUUUUUGUCACUGUAAAUUUGUUUUUGAUGUUUGGAAAAUAAAGACAUAGUUCACUACAUACAAUUUCUUUAAUGCACUUGUUUAAUUUUAUAAACAGUAAUAAAAAUAUGUAUAAUAUUUAA